Molecule: messenger RNA, 1940 nt
Organism: Corticium candelabrum
Lineage: Eukaryota; Metazoa; Porifera; Homoscleromorpha; Homosclerophorida; Plakinidae
Exons: 8
Coding region: 93-1940 (615 amino acids)
Biological process (GO): Rho protein signal transduction
Cellular component (GO): plasma membrane; cell surface
Molecular function (GO): nerve growth factor binding; coreceptor activity; death receptor activity
Source: RefSeq, a predicted model, not a curated record
CAGAAUUUCUCAACAUACUGCUCUCGAGCGACUACCUGCAGCAAGACUCCUACACUGGUCGCACAAACAACAAGAAUCUGUUCGACUCUUCAAUGGCUGCCACGCAGACAGUCAAGAAGCCUCCGAUCACUCUGGCACACAAACUGCAGAUGCUGUCCUCGUUUCUGCUGAUGAUUCAUUCAUGUGGAGGCCGUUCCAAUGACUGCAAGCUCCUCUACCCUGACAAAAUACCUAAUCGCUGUUCAAGGAAAGCCUGCACCUUGUGCCCUCUAGGAUAUGGUGUCACUCACUUCUGCAACCAUACCACACCAACUCAAUGCCAGCCAUGUCUAGCAGGACUAGACUACUCAGACACAAAUAGUCCUUAUGAUUUGUGUAAACCUGUGUCAGUCUGUGUAGAGAAUGCAGUUGUAAGAGAACCUGCUACAGCCACAAAGGACGUGGUUUGCAAGUGCCGUGAUGGAUAUACACUUUACUAUCCAGGAAUUUGCUCUAGACCACUUCUUCCAAUCACUGCAGCUGGACAUGCAACUUCAACUCGAGAAAAAACUUCUAUACAAACUAUGUCGCCUGAUAUUACAAGUGGACUAGAGAAAUCAAAUUCCAUGACGACAACAGAAUUCCUAGUUGUUCCAUCUGCUACACCAACAUCGUAUACUACACAAAACACAUCCGUUUUCAGUAACACGUUUCUAAUUUCUGUGUCAUCAAUGUGUGGAGCAACAGUGCUUGUCGUAAUUAUUGUGAUGGCAGUUGUAGUAACUUAUAGGAGGAAGAGAACUAACUUGGCAAUUGAUCGCUUGCAGAACUUACCUCUGAUAUCAUUCAAUGGCAGGGACUCACUACAAUGUCAAAGAGGUGACCACGUGGUUAUCAGAGAUGUGGAAAAGCAAUCGUUUGUUCUUCCCUGCCCAAUGCCACGAUGGUAUUUCACUCCACCUUGGACGGAUUAUCGUUGGACGUUUGAAGGGCAGACGAUUCCGCCAUCAUUUCAUAUCAAACAAACCCGUUCUCGUUUAGUAUUCCCCAAACUGUCUCAAAACCACGCAGGCUGCUACGCUUACAGAUCGGGCUCAAAGAGAGCGGCCACUCAUCUUAUCAUCAAACGAGACUUGACACCCGUUGUGACUGUCAACGGUGUUGGAAGCGUGGAGCUUUCGUUCCAUGUUUGGGGGUCGAAACAAGAGUGGCUGUACCAAUGGUUCAAGGAUGAGGCGGCAUUAAUUAGCAGACAUCAUGAGUAUGAAGGAAUAAGGAGCAAAACAUUGAAGAUUAUCACUGCAAACAGGUCAAUGGAAGGACAGUAUCACUGUCUAGCAGAAUGUCAACUGGCUAGAGUCAGGUCUCGCUCCACGACACUCAAAAUGACGAUCACUGAUCGCUCUAGAAAUGGGAUUGCAGGGAAAGAUCUUUCACAGAAAAGAGCGAGUGAAGGAAACCAACAGAAAGCAUCAGAUAUGCAUGACCAGACAGUGGUUAACAUUCAUGACGAAAACAGGAAAACAGAUUGUUGUAAUGAGAAGGUCGGCAGACUGGGUGGCAAACUAGAGCAGCAAGAACACACGAUGGUACAGGCAACUGGUACUGGUCAUGUACUAAUUAUAAAAUUUCAAUACCUACUCAACUUGUCCCCAAGCACGUUACAACAGUUGGGAAUGAAGAUGGGCAAUCACAGAGAUCAUCAAUCAUUGAUUCGUAUAGGACAAGCACUUCACAUCCCACCAAACAAACUCCAGGCAGCUCUGAUGUCAAACAAUUCUGGAGUCGUACUGCUAGAAGAGCUCACAAAUGAAAAUCCCUAUUUUCCUCUGGCACAGCUGUGUCGUGUGUUUGUGCAAUGCGAUCGACUAGACUGUGUAGACGAGUUACAGUCAAUGAUUCUAGCAGCUGGCGGAAAACUAGAUUUACCAAUGAACUUGACAACUAAUCAGAAUCAUUGA